Molecule: messenger RNA, 1758 nt
Organism: Ramularia collo-cygni
Lineage: Eukaryota; Fungi; Ascomycota; Dothideomycetes; Mycosphaerellales; Mycosphaerellaceae
Product: related to Mitochondrial distribution and morphology protein 34
Exons: 1
Coding region: 1-1758 (585 amino acids)
Biological process (GO): mitochondrion organization; phospholipid transport
Cellular component (GO): ERMES complex
Molecular function (GO): lipid binding
Source: RefSeq, a predicted model, not a curated record
AUGGCGUUCAACUUCAAUUGGUCUCCGCUGAUCGCAGACACGGAGCGUGUUCGCGACAUGCUCACGAGCGCUCUGAACAAAUCGCCCAAGCCUCCUAUCAUUGUCGACGAUAUUAUUGUCAACGAGCUUAAUCUGGGGUCAACACCACCCGAGUUGGAGAUUCUGGAGAUUGGCGACCUGGCAGAAGACCGAUUCCGAGGCAUAUUCAAGAUGAGCUACACCGGCGAUGCGUAUCUUACUCUCAAGACCCGGGUACAAGCGAACCCGUUGAACACAUACCUCUCCACAAAGCCGAGCUUUGCGAGUCCACAACCCUUGGCAGCUAGCAGCAGCUUAACGAUACCUAUACAAAUCACUCUGUCAGAUAUUCGAUUAUCCGGCUUUGUGAUUCUGGUCUUUUCCAAGCAGAAAGGGAUAACAAUAGUAUUCAGAAACGAUCCGUUGGAGAAGCUAAAGGUCUCUUCUACAUUCGACUCGAUACCGUUUGUUCGGGACUAUCUGCAAAAAACGAUUGAGAACCAACUGCGGGUGUUGUUCAUGGAAGAUCUUCCGGCCAUCAUUCAUCGCUUGUCCUUGCAGAAGUUCAGCCCWGAACAUCAAUCAGCGGACUAUCAAGAAUUGAGAAAGAGCGCCGACUGCCAAAGACCUGUAGAUCCAUUCUCUAGUCCAUCGCAACAAGCAGUGGCCGACGAUGAAGAUGGCAGCUCGCCAUAUUCGCUGGACAACCCUGCCGAAACAUAUGCUUCGUUUUCGCAAAAGAACUUGGUACGAUUAGCUGCUCUUACGGAAAGUCAGCGUACAUUGAGUCUGUUCACCCCAAGCAUCCGGGAUACUGUAUAUCGCGCAUGGGCAAGCGCAGCGAAUCGUGACGAAGUCAGCAACGGCACCAAUGCGCYAGUCCGACCUAACACCCUUUCGAGACUACAGUCUUCCAUUGGAACCCACAGCGCGACGCCGUCUAUAAUUUCCGGCGCAGGUUCCGACGCUACUAGGCCUAGCUUGAAUAGCAUGUCAUCAGCUGCGACAGUGUAUAGUUUAGGAACCGGCGCCCCAAGAUCGCGGCCCGGCAAGAAGAGGAAAAAUAGGAUCGUCAAUUUGAGGAAGACCAAAGGCGAUGCAAACGACCCUAGCGACACAGCAAGUCUCGCCAGCAGCUACGACGACAGCGCAACGAGGAGCAACAGUGGUUCGGCAAGAUCGAGCAUAGUCAAGGUAAAUACAGAGGCAACGACCGCGCCAUCAAGUGGUCUCAGAGAAGGCGAGAUUGUCACCCCACCCCGAAGUCCACCCAAGAAAGCCGUUGGCUUCCAGCAGCAUGGUCAGCGGACUGCAGAGGGAAGAUCCMGGCCUACCACCCCCAGGGAUCCAGCGCAAGCCCCUCCCGCUGUGAGAGAUUCCGAUCGAACACCAAGAGCCUUGAUGGUUCCCGCGAAAGAACUAGCGGCAGAGAAGCGUCCCGCGAUGAAUCAGCUGCCCAGAAUGCAAGCCUUUCCAUCCCGCUCUCCCUCGCCUGAGCUUCGUCGAUCUUCAUCAACGGAAGCGAGACGCUCCUCAUCUGAGCUCAAUCUGCAAAAGCUCGUUUCUGCAUUUUCCGAAAGCGGCAGCGGUGGUAUCCUCGAACAGGCAUGGAUGCACAAAAUGGCGACGGAGAUAGCUAAAAAGGUGGAGUCCGAGCGAGCCAAGCAACGGACGUGGCGUCCGAGCUAUGAGGAUGGUAUCGCGGAAAGCAGCGAAGCGCCUCCGGCAUAUGUUUCUUAA